AUGGCAAAGAACAUCGACCCUUUCGAACAACUUACGACCCGAAUCGGACGUCUGCGAAUGAGAAGAUGUGGUCCAACAGCAGCCUACGGAGAAGAAGAAGUCGAAGCUUUCUAUAUGGACCUGGAGAAGUUCUACCGAGAAGAUCAUGCCUUCUACAAGGUUAUAAUCGGCGAUUUCAACACCAAAGUUGGCCCAAGAAGAACGCCGGAGGAACUUCACAUUGUCUCCCUGACGGACUUCGCUGUUGUACCAAAGUUCUAUACGGGAUCGGACCAUCGCCUCUUCCGAGGAAGAUUUUCCUUUGCAAGGAGAACAGAGAAAGCUGCCAAGUUCAGAGAGAGAAAUCCCAGGACUAUCAUCAACUGGAAUAUCUUCGCUACGCUAGCCGGAUUUUGGGAAGAUUCCGCAAUGGACAACAUCGACGAGGAAUAUGACUGGCUCGUUGAACACCUUCACGACUGCGCGAAGAAGGCUGAGAGUUUUAAAACCACCAAGAGACGUCUGUCUCUUGAAACUCUUGAGCUGAUACGCCAACGUGGAGCAGCACGAACCGCAGGGAACCAAGAGCUCACGUUCGUGCUCGCAAGGCCUUACAGAGAGGCGAUAAAGGAAGACCUUAAAGAGAGAAGAGCAGAAGUGCUGGCUGAAGCUGCAGAGGCGGAGAAAAGCAUCCGCUAUGCCCGUCGAGACUUCGCCAGUCGCAAGACGAGGAUGACUACUCUCCGCAACUCGAAGGGAUCAACCAUUGCAUCGAGAAGGGGGAUGGAGAAAAUCAUCUACGACUUCUACUCUCAUUUGUUCGACAGCCAUGUCCCUGUCGGAAUGCAAGGUUCCUAUACAGUGGAAGACCAGCAAGACCGUGUUGCUGUAUAA
Necator americanus (New World hookworm) is the source of this 873-nucleotide messenger RNA. RefSeq lists its product as uncharacterized. The coding region runs from base 1 to 873 and encodes 290 amino acids. Lineage: Eukaryota; Metazoa; Nematoda; Chromadorea; Rhabditida; Ancylostomatidae. The record is from RefSeq and is a predicted model, not a curated record. The transcript has 3 exons.